Plasmodium berghei ANKA is the source of this 1530-nucleotide messenger RNA. RefSeq names its product tRNA pseudouridine synthase, putative. The coding region runs from base 1 to 1530 and encodes 509 amino acids. Gene Ontology annotation, molecular function: RNA binding; pseudouridine synthase activity. Lineage: Eukaryota; Apicomplexa; Aconoidasida; Haemosporida; Plasmodiidae. Gene Ontology annotation, cellular component: nucleus. The transcript has 3 exons. The record is from RefSeq and is a predicted model, not a curated record. Gene Ontology annotation, biological process: mRNA pseudouridine synthesis; tRNA pseudouridine synthesis.
AUGUCUGAAGCUGCUAUUGAUGAAUUGACUAAAAGUCCUCUCAAAAGGAAAAACAAUUAUUUAAAAAAUAAAGAAAGAAUAGAAAAAUUAAAAUUAGAAAGAAAUAAAAGAAGGAAAGAAGAGGACAAAAGAAAUGAAAAUGCAAAGGAAAGAGAUGACGAAAUAAAUAAUAAAUUUAAAAAAUAUGGUUUAUGUGUUGGGUAUAUAGGAAGUAGAUAUCAUGGGUGCCAAGGACAAGGAAAAGAAUACAUGACAAUUGAAAAUGAAAUCGAAAGAAUAUUAACAAAAAUAAAUGCAGUGAAAAAAAAUUCAAAGGGUUUUAACUAUUGUCUAUCUAGAUCAGCUCGAACAGAUUUAGGAGUGCAUGCUUUAUACAAUCUUUUUGUUUAUAAUAUUAACAUUGAAAUUUGUGAAAACGAGAAUAACAAUUACAAUAAUAAAUCUGAAAAGGAUUUUACAAAUAGUGAAAUAAACUCACCAAAAUUUAAUGAUGAUAAAAAAGAAAAUUCAGAUACACAAAAUAUGAAUGAAAAUACUAAUUCAGUAAACACUCCUAAUAAAGAUAAAAAAAACGAUAAAUUUGAAGAAAGGAAAAAAAAAGAAAAAAAAUUUAUAAAAUUAUUAAAUUCAAACUUACCAAGUGAUAUAAAAUGUUUUGAUAUUUAUAAAGUUACAAAAAGUUUUGAUGCACGAAAAUUUUGCUCCUUUAGAUUAUAUGAGUAUCUAUUUCCAACAUAUGUUUUGAGCCCUGUAAAAAUUGUUCCAAAAUAUGAAAAACUUUUUCAAGAAUGUAUAAAACACAUUGAUGAGUAUGUUGAAAAUGAUAAGGAAAAAAAAAAAAAAAAAAUCGAAAAGGGAAAAAAAAAUGAAGAAAAGGAAGAAGGCAAAAUUGCCACAAAAAAUUCCAAUGGAAAAACAUGGGAAAUAGAAAAGGAAGACAUAUUUACAAUAAAAGAAGAAAAAACAGAUUUAACAGAUGAUGAAUUAAAUAAUUUAUUUGAAAUUUUUAGUAAUUAUAGAGGAUAUCAUAAUUUUCAUUGUUUUACAAAAAAUAAUAUAGAUACAACAACAUAUAGAUAUAUAAAAUAUUUUGAUAUAAGUACUGUCAAAUUAUAUGAUCAUAAUUUUAUAUCUAUAAGAAUAUUAGGUCAAUCAUUUUUAAUGCAUCAAAUUAGAAAAAUGAUAACUUUAACUGUUGAAACGUUUCGUAAUGCUACUUCAAAAAAUUCUAUUUAUUAUUCUUUAAAUACAAAAAAUUAUAUUCCUAUAUUAUUAUUUCCACCUGAUGGGUUAAUGCUUGUAUGCCCUUACUUUAAUUCAUAUAAUGAAAAAGUUUGUAACCCCCCUGAUACCCCUCAAAUAUGUUUUGAUGAAAAUGAAGAUAUUUUGAAAUUUAAAUCAGAACAAAUAGGAAAAUCUAUCAUAGAAAAAAUAAAGCAAAAUGUGUGGAAAGAUUGGAUGCUUAAGAUUAAUAAAUAUCCUUUUAUUUAUCAUUUUAUGAAAAACAAAAUUGAAGAAAAUAAAAUUUGA